Urocitellus parryii (Arctic ground squirrel) is the source of this 2165-nucleotide messenger RNA. It is a transcript of the gene Serpind1, whose product is annotated as serpin family D member 1. The record is from RefSeq and is a predicted model, not a curated record. Gene Ontology annotation, molecular function: serine-type endopeptidase inhibitor activity. NCBI's taxonomy places the organism in Eukaryota, Metazoa, Chordata, Mammalia, Rodentia, Sciuridae. Gene Ontology annotation, biological process: blood coagulation; negative regulation of endopeptidase activity.
UGACCCUGGCUGAUUUCAUCUCUGUAGAGCCGCUUCUCAGAAGGACAGAGCUUUAGCUCUGCCAAAAUGAAACACCCCUUCCACCCUCUUUUCAUUUUCCUCAUCAUAACAUCUGUGUGUGGUGGAAGCAAAGACUUCACAGAUCAGCUUAAUAAUAAAAACCUGAGCAUGCCCCUUUUGCCUGCUGACUUUCACAAAGAAAACACGGUCACCAAUGACUGGAUUCCAGAGGGGGAGGAAGACGAUGAUUAUCUGGACCUGGAGAAAUUAUUUGGUGAAGAUGAUGACUACAUUGACAUCAUUGAUGCAGUUUCCCCAAUAGAAUCAAGUCCUGGGAACAUCCUGCAGCUUUUCCAAGGCAAGAGCCGGAUCCAGCGUCUUAAUAUCCUUAAUGCAAAGUUCGCCUUCAACCUUUACAGAUCACUGAAGGACCUGACCAAUACUUUUGAUAACAUAUUUAUAGCACCUGUUGGUAUUUCUACUGCAAUGGGGAUGAUUUCCUUAGGCCUGAAGGGAAAGACUCAUGAACAAGUGCACUCGGUUUUGCAUUUUAAAGACUUUGUUAAUGCUAGCAACAAGUAUGAGAUCACAACUAUUCAUAAUCUCUUCCGUAAGCUGACUCAUCGCCUCUUCAGGAGGAAUUUUGGGUACACACUUAGGUCAGUCAACGACCUUUAUGUUCAAGAGCAGUUUCCCAUCCUAGAUGACUUCAAAACUAAAGUGAGAGAGUACUACUUUGCUGAGGCUCAGGUGGCUGACUUCUCAGAUCCUGCCUUCAUUUCUAAAACUAACGACCACAUUCUGAAGCUCACCAAGGGUCUCAUAAAGGAAGCUCUAGCAAAUAUAGACCCUACUAUUCAGAUGAUGAUUCUUAACUGCAUAUACUUCAAAGGAUCCUGGGUGAAUAAAUUCCCAGUGGAAAUGACACACAACCACAACUUCCGGCUGAAUGAGCGAGAGGUGGUCAAGGUUCCCAUGAUGCAGACUAAGGGGAACUUCCUUGCGGCAAAUGACCAGGAACUUGACUGUGAUGUUCUCCAGUUGGAGUAUGUAGGAGGCAUCAGCAUGCUAAUUGUGGUCCCGCACAAGCUAUCAGGGAUGAAGACCCUUGAAGGACAGCUGACACCCCAGGUGGUAGAGAGAUGGCAAAAAAGCAUGACAAACAGAACYCGAGAAGUGCUUCUGCCUAAAUUCAAGCUGGAGAAGAACUACAAUCUGGUGGAGGCCCUGAAGUCAAUGGGAAUCACAGAGCUGUUUGACAAAAAUGGCAACAUGUCAGGAAUCUCAGACCAAAGGAUCACCAUUGACCUGUUCAAACACCAAGGUACCAUCACAGUAAAUGAAGAGGGCACCCAGGCUGCGGCUGUGACCACCGUUGGGUUCAUGCCAUUGUCCACUCAAGUUCGUUUCACUGUUGACAGACCCUUUCUGUUUCUGGUCUACGAACAUCGCACCAGCUGUCUGCUCUUCAUGGGGAGAGUGGCAAACCCUGCCAGGUCUUAAAGAUGGCACCUGGGCACAAUCCAGUGCUUCAGCACCCCUGGAUUCAAUCCCCUAUACCAAUUCUAUUUCCAUUCUAUCAAUGAGGACAGAGAUGUUUUGGUACCAAGACUUCCACGGUUACCAAACAGAAUCAAGGUUCUUAUGGAAGAAGAAAUUUACUAACAACUGAGAAGCUGGUUGGGAUCAAUUUUGCAUAUUAAACAAUGCCAUAAGUCAACAGGAGCUAGUAUAACCAACUGGUGUGUCAGGUGUUCCUAAAGAGUCUUGAAAACAGACUCUCUCACCUUCUUCCUGCCUCCUCAUAGCAAACCUAUAAAGUGUACUCAGCACCUUCUUUCCUGACAGCCCCAUCUUGCACAUCUGGCCCUAUUACUUAAAGCCUUUCUCAACCAGGGACCCCCAUCAAAACACAGAGAUGAGUUACAUGACUAAUUUUUCACCUCAAAGAGAGUGCCUAAUUAUUAUCAUUCCCAAUGCCCAGGAGAGAAAUAACCUGAGACAUACAAAGGGUUCCCUGAGCAUUGGGUCUUAAUUCUCUCAAGGCCUAAUCUUCCAAAUCCAUGUAAAUGUCCUACUGUCAUCUUCUACUACUCAGAGGACAGUGUAUGUACACAAGGCCAUGUCUUCUACCCUAGAGAUAAAUAAAGAUAGCCACAUUUACU